UUUCAGCUAUCACUCUAGGGUCAAAAGUCAAAAAUCUACACCAUUUCGCUACAUAUUCACUAUGGGGAAGAGCAACCAAAACAACGACGCAUCAAACUGCAAGAAGUACGGGAUUCCACUGUAUGGCGCCGCGUGGGUUCCACCGGCUGCUGCUUCCACCAUCAAGUCCGGAUCCGAAUCAACACCAGAAGAAACAGAACCUGCAGCUUCCUCCUCCUCGAAUUACCAUAUUGUCCUAGCCGGAGGUGGUGGAGAAGGUCGCAGUGGAAUACCAAAUGCUCUCCUUGUCUCUACCUUUGAUUUUUCUUCUAAUUCCCUCUCCGAUCAGCCUGUGGGAAAGCUUGGAACUGGUAGUGAUUUGCCAUACAGAAUUGCUGUACAUCCUGGAGGAGAAGGCCUUAUUUGUUCGUUGCCUAAGAGCUGCAGAUGGUUUGACUGGGAUGCAAUUACCAUCAAAGAUGAGCUUUCUUUGAGCCUGAAAUCAUCUGAGAAAGUGCUUGAGAAAUUAGAAGAUGUUGGCCAACAAUUAGCACUGACAUUUAACAAUGAGGGUACUUUACUUGCCGUUGGGGGUGAGGUAAAGAACUAAAGAUUUUUUACGCCAAUAUUUUCAAAGUACCAAUGUUGUACAAUAAUGAAGAGAAGCAUAUUGAACUUGAUAAAGAGAUUAAAAAGAUAGUGCUAUUUUAGUUAAGUUUGACAUGAUGACAUUAGUCACAGAUAUUGUUUCAUCUUCAGUCGAGGCCCAAAGUUCAAGUAGCAAUUGAAGACAAGCCAUUUUUUGGAUGAAAAUUAUUUUUGAAUAUGAGAAAAGUGCGAAAUUGGAAUUACGUUUUCAAUUUUUCAUCUAUAAACUCUUAUUGUUACACUUCAAAAAUCUUGUGUGCAGUACUAGUUUCUAUCUUUGAUCCGAAAGUUUGUACCAAUAAUAAUAGCUAUGAUUGGAGUUAUUGUUAGCACAAUGAUGUUGAUGUUCAUAGAUAAGACCUAAGAUUCUUGUCGUCAAUUGGAAAGUCAAAGAUUUGACCAAUUUUGUGAGUAUUUGUUAUCUCUAUUUCAUCUUCUGGUAUAGGUAAUUGAUAUUGGUGUUAUUUUCUCUCCUCAUGAGAACAAUCUCAAGCCAACACUCUAUUCCCUUUUAGGUAUAGUUCAGAGCUUAAUGUUCUCUAGCUGAGAAUCCAAAGUGAUAACUCGAUAUGUGUGAGUUGUAAAAUAUUACGUUCAGCAUUGGGGCUUGGUUGUUAUGUUGGAUAAGUUAAUAAGGAAAACGGCCUUUCAGAGGAAAAUACAAGUUAUAUAUAAGAUCUAAUAAACAGCAGAUUCAUUUGUGUUAGAUAAGUGGAUCAAGCUUUCAUGCUUGUUACACAGAUUAUAGUCAUCUUAUUAUUGUCUUAAGAGUUCUUAGCAUUCUACAUGUCAAUUUGAAAAGAAAAAAAAGAAAGAAGGAGAAGGGGGGGAUUUAUUGAUCAGGGGAGACAUUCAAGACAUUCCUUGUAUUUAACAUAUAUUUGCUGAGGUGC
Molecule: messenger RNA, 1520 nt
Organism: Olea europaea var. sylvestris
Lineage: Eukaryota; Viridiplantae; Streptophyta; Magnoliopsida; Lamiales; Oleaceae
Product: SEC12-like protein 2
Exons: 3
Coding region: 62-589 (175 amino acids)
Biological process (GO): protein secretion
Cellular component (GO): endoplasmic reticulum membrane
Molecular function (GO): guanyl-nucleotide exchange factor activity; GTPase activator activity; protein binding
Source: RefSeq, a predicted model, not a curated record